Messenger RNA from Cucumis sativus (cucumber), 918 nucleotides. Its product is annotated as oleosin 16.4 kDa. The record is from RefSeq and is a predicted model, not a curated record. Gene Ontology annotation, biological process: seed oilbody biogenesis; lipid storage; response to freezing. Bases 2 to 721 code for a protein of 239 amino acids. The transcript has 2 exons. Lineage: Eukaryota; Viridiplantae; Streptophyta; Magnoliopsida; Cucurbitales; Cucurbitaceae. Gene Ontology annotation, cellular component: membrane; monolayer-surrounded lipid storage body.
AAUGAAACACAUAACUUGGAGUGAAACUUGUAGUUCAUGCAAACCCUCAACUCUCCAAAUCACACAUCUACGUGUCACCCUCUUCCCAUCUCUACUACUCUUUAUAUCCUUCCACUUUCCCCUUCACUUCUCUCUCAACUCCGAACACCGCUCUCCGCCGUACUCCUCCAACAUGGGUGAUCGAUCACCGCCUCGCCAAGUCCAAGUCCACCCCCAACAACGCUCUUACCUCCAGGACCCCACUUGGAAAAUAUCCGGUGGCGGCCGCCAUGUAGACCACCACCAACAUCAAGGCAGCGGCGGCGGCCCCUCCGCUUCGAAAAUCAUUGCCGUCGUCACCCUCGUCCCCGUUGGUGGCACUCUCCUCGGCCUCUCUGGCCUCACUCUAGCCGCCACGCUCUUCGGUCUCGCUGUGUCGACGCCUGUGUUCCUUCUCUUCAGCCCAGUGAUCGUACCGGCUGCGUUAGCAAUAUGCCUUGCCAUCGCUGCAUUCUUGACGUCGGGAGUGUUCGGGCUCACAGCGUUGUCGUCACUAUCGUGGGUGUAUCGGUACAUCAGACGGGCGACCGGGACGGUGCCGGAGCAAAUGGACAUGGCUAAGAGGAAGAUGCAGGACAUGGCAGGGUAUGUGGGACAAAAAACUAAAGAAGUUGGACAAGAAAUUCAAAGUAGAACACAAGAUCAAGGAAGGAGAUCAGGCACAACAGAACAAAGAACUUAAUUAAUUAAAAAAAAAAGUGUUGAUGAUGUAUGUGUUUGUUUCUUUUCUUCUCUGUUUUGUGUGUUCUUUUUUUUUCUUCUCUCUCUAUUUUCUUGUUAAAUAAAAAAAUGGUUUAAUGUUUGGAUGUAAAUUUUCCUUUGGGUUGUUAUGUAUUUAAUAUAUGACAGUUUGUUUUCCUUUGAAUUUUAACAAUUUCU